Messenger RNA from Fundulus heteroclitus (mummichog), 2057 nucleotides. Its product is annotated as SLAM family member 9. NCBI's taxonomy places the organism in Eukaryota, Metazoa, Chordata, Actinopteri, Cyprinodontiformes, Fundulidae. The transcript is spliced from 5 exons. The coding region runs from base 438 to 1160 and encodes 240 amino acids. The record is from RefSeq and is a predicted model, not a curated record.
UGUUUAUGUUUUCAUGAUGUAAAGCACUUAGCACUACUUUGCUGCUGAAAUUUGCUAUACGAAACAAAUUAAUUUUACUUGACUUCUCUCACCUAAAAUCUUAAAAAUAUCUCCCAAAUCAAAAUUCUAUCUGAACUCUACUAUCCACACCAUAAAAACUCUAUCCAAAACCUGAACUGACAGAAACUCUCCGACAAACACCCACAUGCUGACUAACUACUGAGUCGCUUAAAUGCUUGUCAAAACCCACAGGCAUUCUGAACCACUUCCUAAAUUGGUCACGUGGUACGGCUGGGCAGUUGGUUUUAAGUAAAAAUUUUUAGGUUUUACGUAUGUGUAGCUUCAACAACCUCUGCAGUCACAUACCUGGCGAGCAGAGUGAAAACUAACUGUGCCUUCAAAAGAAAUUUCACCUGAAAUUUCUCCGCAUCCCAGACAUGAUUCGUUGGUGUGUCCUCGUCUGGUCUACUUUCCCCUGCUGUCUGGUUGCAGGACAAACUACAAAAUAUGGACUGCUGGGGCAGACAGCCAUCUUCAAUACAGGCAUCAAAACACAACCCGAUGAUAUUCUGUGGAAGCAUAAUGAAUACAAAGCAGUGGAGUUUAAUGGAAAUGAACAGCUUUCCUUUGGGUCAUUUGAAGGCCGAGUCAGUCUCAACUGGCAUUCUGCAGAUCUGACCAUAAGCAACCUCCGAUAUGAAGAUAGUGGACUUUAUGAGCUGGAAACAUUCACUGACAAUAAAAUAGAUCGUAAAUAUUAUAAACUGGAAGUUAUUGACAAAGUGGCCAAGCCUAACAUAUACUGUAAGAUGAACACCUCUGAUCUAUCUGGAGAAAAGGCCACUCUGACAUGCUCCUCACCAUCCAGUGAUCCUCAGUCCUUACUGACGUUUCAGUGGAGCUCAAACACAACCAGACAUUCUGGACCAGAGUUAAUGAUAUCCCUUGGGGAGGAACAUGACAGUCAUAUGUAUAACUGCACCGUAAGCAACACACUUACUCAAGAAUCCGCUACGUUUAGUGCCAAAGCCUGCUACCAUGAUAACAAAAGUCAAGUUGUACCGAUUGCUCGUAUUGUAGUUACCAUUCUACUACUGAUUAUUGCCCUGACGGUCUGCAUUGUCUUUGUACGACGCCACCAAGGGGACACAGUGGGAUAAAAAUUAAGGGAUGAACUAGAUGACACUGCACAGGUGUGGAACGCAAACAACAUUAGGCCAUCCAAAAUGCAAACGUCCCUAGUGGACAGCCAAGUUUUAGGUAUGCAUUUCUAGAUCUAUAUGGGACAGGAGACUUCCUUUCACCCAGUGAGGAUGGUCAUGUUGAACUACGUGAAAGUCAAUGAGUCUUCACACUGACUGUACCCUGUGAUCCAGAUUUAUAUGAACUCUGCAACAUUUUAAAGGCAGAGUCCCAUCUCAAUCUACCAACUGAUCCAUUUCACGCUGUAAACUUAAACAUGCACUUAAAAUAAUCUGUCAGAGCAUCUCCGUAAAGUCAAGGUAUAGAAAAUGGGUACAGGUGAUGUAAUUGUGAAUGCAACUACUGUUAUUUCAUGCAGAUACUAUCUACUGUCUAGCUUUGUUACAUGUGAUGGCUUCUGUUUCAGAAUUUGGAUGCAACUAUUUUGUCAAUAAAUAUUACUACAUGUAGUAAUAAACAUGAUAUUUGUGUGUGGCAGGGCAAUGGCCCACAAGAAGACACAAUAAAACAGAUGUAUUUGAACAGAUACAAUCAUUGAUCUAAUAUGCUGGCAUGGUUAACAAUUUUAUUUUAUUUUAUUUUACUACCUGUCUGGCUGUGUAGCACUAAGAAUUCUUAAUGAGAGACCAACAGAUUUACAUUCACAAGUGGAGCAAUACUGCUUUUGCUAUAGUGCCUCGCUUGAUGUAUAUGCAAAAAACCUUUUAUUGUAUAUUGUUUUGGGAUUAUCUCAAAUUCAAUGGACACAGAAAUGCAAAAUGCAGUAUUAUUUAACACAAGAUACAUUUAGUGGCUACCAAAGCUAACUAUAGGGUAAAACUGUAAAAUAAAAAUGGUAUCUAUAAACACCUGGA